Polyodon spathula (Mississippi paddlefish) is the source of this 3154-nucleotide messenger RNA. Its product is annotated as very-long-chain 3-oxoacyl-CoA reductase-B-like. The transcript has 11 exons. The coding region runs from base 126 to 1085 and encodes 319 amino acids. The record is from RefSeq and is a predicted model, not a curated record. Gene Ontology annotation, cellular component: endoplasmic reticulum. Lineage: Eukaryota; Metazoa; Chordata; Actinopteri; Acipenseriformes; Polyodontidae. Gene Ontology annotation, molecular function: oxidoreductase activity.
UGUGAGAGUGCUGUGGAAGGCAGUGCGUGUGUGAGCGUUUGGAUUGCGCAAACGCCGGUUUGGGGCUCUCUGUCGCUCAGCGUUAAAGAUUCUUAAAGCAAGAGUUUUCCCCCAGGACUGGCAUUAUGUCAAUCCCGCUGGAAACAGCUUUCUUCUCGGCAGCUACCCCGUUGUACUGGCUAGGAGCUUUGACUGCGGCCUGGCUCUCCCUGCGCGCCGGCAGCCUGCUUGCUACCGGGUUUCGUGUGUGGGUGUUGGGGAACGGUCAGCAGGUGGGGCCGCAGCUCGGCAAGUGGGCAGUUGUCACCGGAGCUACAGAUGGAAUUGGAAAAGCCUAUGCCGAGGAGCUGGCUCGCAGAGGAAUGUGUGUCACUCUCAUCAGCAGGUCCCAGGAGAAACUGGACCAAGUUUCCAAUGAGAUCAGGGAGAAAUUCCAAGUUGACACAAAGACUAUUGCUGUGGAUUUUGGACAGGGAGUUGGGAUCUACCAGACAAUCGAGAAGGGACUGGCAGGGCUGGAGAUUGGAGCACUAGUUAACAACGUGGGGAUCUCCUACAGCUACCCAGAGUACUUCCUUGAUGUCCCUGACCUUGAUAACAUGAUCAGCAACAUGAUUAGCAUCAACGUCAUGUCAGUCUGUCAGAUGACACGGUUGGUGCUGCCAGGGAUGGUGGAGAGGUCCAAGGGAGCCAUUCUGAAUAUCUCCUCUGCAAGUGGCAUGUACCCAGUCCCCCUUCUCACACUUUACUCCUCCACAAAGGCAUUUGUUGAUUUCUUCUCUCGAGCACUGCAUGCAGAGUACAAGAGCCGGGGAAUCAUUGUGCAGAGCGUCCUGCCCUUCUUUGUGGCCACCAAGCUGAGCAAGAUCCGGCGGCCGACCCUGGACAAGCCCAGCCCUGCAGCCUAUGUGAAGGCAGCUCUGAGCACUGUAGGGCUGCAGGUCCAAACCAACGGCUACCUGCCUCAUGCGCUGAUGGGCUGGGUGACCACAAGCCCGAUGCCAUUGCAGAUGGUGGUGAACUACUCCAUGAAGUUGAACAAGGGGCUGCGUGCUCGCUACCUGAAGAAGCAGAAGGCUCAGUAAAUAGGAAGAGGAGCUUGCGAAGGAAGACUUCAAACCGUGGGCCAAACUACUAUAGGAAAUAUAUUUUAUGUUUUGCAAUAAUACACAACUUUUAAAUUCUUGUUCUGAGGAAUCUUAACCAUUGAGAAAGCUAAACUUCUAAAAUAUUCCCAAGUGACCUCUUGGUUUGUCUCCUGUGUUUGUGUUACUGUGUGUUUGUUCAUUUCUAGCCUAUGUUUAGUGGACAAGUUAGUCUGCAGAAGGGUGGUAAACACAAUUUAUGCAGAGCUUUAUGAUCUAUGGUCAUAUGGAAUGUGGAAUUGUACAGAUUUGAAUAGGUCUGCAUAAUGAUACAGUAGCUGUGUGUGCAUGUAUUUGUGUAUGUGAGUGUGUGUGUGAUUGAGGCUGCACAAUUUUCAUACAGACUACAGCAGGUUCUGAUGUAUUCUUGUCUGUAGAAGUUGUGUGUGAUUUUUUUCUCUGUCUCAAUAUUUACUAAGGUGCCACUCUAGCAUUUUAUGGUAUGCUAUUAUGACAUUGCAUUCACUGAUUGUAAACAUUUUAAACCAUAUGCAAAAAAAAAAAAAUCAACCCGUACCACAAACACCAUAAAGGUAUUAUCUAUACAGUUAUAAAAUGUCCAACCUGCUACUGUUGUACAUACUUCUCAAAAUGAUGUAAACAGAAACUACCGACAAUGUCCAAUUUAUUACAUGAAAUAGUAUAGUUGUAGUACGAAUUUAGACAAAUCCUGACGGAAUCAAUAUGUGUGUCGUAUGAUUAGUCUGUCUUUCAUUGCUGCUGUUACGGAAUGUUAAUCUUGCUUUUCUUGAUAUAUUAACUAUACAGUAAGUGCACCCCAAAUCAUGAGACUGUUUGCAAAUUGGAAUGAUGGGAAUACAUGUGACAACAAACUAACAAUAACAAGACAACCAACAUUCAUCACCAUUGAGUCCAAGUCCGACCCUGUUUGUCACUACAUGUUUGGGAUUUAGUGCUUCUAACUUCUCGACCAAUUUUAGAGGAAAUCUUUAAAAUACUUCUCUUGGUGUACUGCACCUUCAGCUUGGAGUGAAUUUGGAGAGUGUGUGUGUGUAUGUAAAGAGUAAAGAUGCAUCAUCUCUUUCUGAUGAUCAGGGCCUGUAAAAAAAUGUCCUCUUUCAAGGAAAUAACAGUACAAAUGAAAAAUUAUUUAAGUCUGUAGCGCUUCAAAUCCGUAUCUCUGUAUAUGAGUCUGAUCCACUUUCCAGAAACAUCCUGGUAUGAGAUCACAAUACUGAUUUAAAUGGAAUUUUGCAGAAGAAAACCACUGCAAUUAACAAACCCAGUGACCAUUGAUGAUCCAGGCAGACUACAGACACCAAAAUGCAGUCAGGUUCAGAGAUAAGAGUAAACGGACACUGGGCCAUAUUUUCAGCCUUUAAUUAGGGGUACAAUAUCUAAUACUAAUUUUACAAAACUAGAACCAAACAGCCAAGUUAUGUAGUUCACUUUAUCUUAAGCACUCUCAAGGUGGUUUGUUUUUCAUUCUGUAAAACUAACGUUUUUUUCUCCUUUCAGAAAAUAGGAGUUAAUUAAAGAAAGGGGUAACCUGCAUCCACCCUGGUUUAAACAUUGAAAUCUGGCAAACAAAAUGUAGUUAAGAAAGCUGCUAUUAUUGUAGGCAGGGAAGCUUGGAUGCUGAUAUACUGCAUAGUGAGCAAACUAAAAGAAAGUUAUCAAGCAGACAAGCACUUUGGCUAAUGCAUUCCUUCUGAGGUGUUCGACUUGCUUUUAGUUUUACCUCGGGUAUUUUAACGGAUGAUUUCUAGAAACAGAUUAUGCAUCUUUACUAAAACAUGCUCAGUUUAUAGCAGUGAAAUAAACACAAAACCGAUGCAAUGGUGCUGAUGUACAGCUUCUCGAUGGGAAGGUCACUGGGUGUAAAGGGUGACGUGUGUGUUGUUGGUUCCAAACUUUAACUGUGUUUGCCUGUAGUGGAAUUCUGGCUGUUUAGCUUGGAGGCUGCCUGUGAGUUAUCGCUUCGUGAAUGUAGGCUUUCUUGUAUGGAUUUGAGGUUUCCUAACAAUAAAACAUAAUCUGAAAAGCCA